Pan troglodytes (chimpanzee) is the source of this 21569-nucleotide messenger RNA. RefSeq names its product mannose binding lectin 1 (gene MBL1). Gene Ontology annotation, cellular component: multivesicular body. The record is from RefSeq and is a predicted model, not a curated record. NCBI's taxonomy places the organism in Eukaryota, Metazoa, Chordata, Mammalia, Primates, Hominidae. The coding region runs from base 8190 to 8993 and encodes 267 amino acids. The transcript is spliced from 4 exons.
UAUAUAUAUAUAUAUAUAUAUAUAUAUAUAAAGAGAAAAUCAUUACAACUGUGAAGUAUUUUAUUUCCCUCUGUUGAGAUUUUGAGAGCUGUUGUAGCCUUUCAGAGCUUAGAUGAGCUACCUGAGGAAUUAUUUGCAAAGGGAUUGCAAUCCUAAUUUCAGACAAAACAAACUUUACAAACCAACAAAGAUCAAAAAAACAAAUAAGAAACCGUAUACUCAAGUGAUGGAAAUGGAAUAUCUCAAUUUAUCAAAUCUUGUAGAACUUUUCAUAAGAAAAAUAUAUUUUCUUUAGAAAUACGUACUUGGGACCAAAUUGUAUCACUUAAUAUUAUUUAAUAUUUUAACUAUGAGAUUUUUCUGGACUUGACUUUAAUCCUUAGUGUAUCAUUGAUUACUAAUUCUUGCUACAGUAUGAUGAGGGCAAUAACAUGUUUGAAAAUUUAACCUUAAACUUUUGCUAAUUCUAGUGGUAGCAAAAUAUUUAUAUACCCCUAAAUAAAUUUUGAGGAAUCAAAGGAUUGAUACAUAAGUGAAUACAUAUAAAAUGUUGAUUGCAAACAAAAGAAAGAUGAUUGUCUGAGAGAAUAUAAUUUGUCAGGGCAUUUUAUUUGCAGGACGUAAUAAAACUGGACAAUAAUAUCUAUCUCGUAUGGUCCUUGUGAGUAUUAGAUAUAUUAAUCUUAUAAAGCACAUGAAAGAAUGCUUAGCACAUAGUAUUUGCUAUAUGAGUGUUAUUUAUUAUCAAUAGUAUUCUUAAGUAUCUAGAUUUAGAGCUACCCUGAGGCUCUACUGAAUACAGUAUGUAAGAAAUUUCUCAUUGUAACUUUCUCUUUUCUGUUUUGCACACAUUUCUUGUGGGAUUACUUGAAGAAAUAUUCUCAGUAUUGUUCCACAUCAAGAUGGCCACUAGUAGCACUGAGCUUAUAUCUUACUAGCUAAGCUACUUUUUCAGAAAAUGAACAUUGUUUUCCUCAAUAAUUUCAACAAAAUUUCUAGGUAAGUUUCUCAAUACACUAGGUUGGAUCAUGAGCAUAUUACAAAAUAAACCAUAUGGUUAAUCUUUAUUUUGGACAGGUUGAGACAUAUUAUGACCACUGCCCAUGAUGAUUAGGUCCAUUGCUCUCACAUGGUGUGAACUAGAAGUGAAAGAGAGGUAGACAUUCAAAAAAGAUUGAAAUGCUGCUACAGAAGAAAAAGAAAAUACUGAGGUCUCUGUAAUCACAGAUAUUUAUGUUAUAAGAAAUCAAUACAGAUUAAAAAUUAGGUAAGAAAAUUGAUUUACUAAUAAUCUUGAUCUUUAGCCACAUUUCUCUGAAAUAAAUUUGCUCUAAUGCUGUGACGGGGAUCAGCAAGCUACGUUUUCCAAGUUCCUUCAAGUGGGAUCCUGCUAGGUUCUGCUAUUGGGAGGUACUAGAGAAACAUAGGCAAAAGAAUGGAAGAAUAGGUCUCCUUUCCCUGUUUGUUUGCUGUCCUUGCCGAUAUUCUCCCAAGAACAUCCCCUUGCCCUAGGAGCAGUAAUUGUUUCAGUUUACCAAUUUUUUCAGAGCCCCAGAAAGUGCCUCUUCAGAGGUAACAGCAGCAGUUGGAACAUAUCUCUCCCUCAGAGGUCUAGCCUCAGCUCAGGAAGGCUUUUACUCUGAGUUAACAAAUUUUAAUAACUCCAGUCUCUUCCCUUUAUUCAUCUAAGCUUCUGAGGAGGUCCGUAUGUGGCCAGGAGAUGGUGGUGAUAGCUGCAUCUUGCAGUCAUUUUCUUUGCUUUCCACAAUGUUGUUACUUUUUUCUCCGAUUUCUUAUGUGGUCAAUUUUUUAAUAUUAACUCAUAGUCAUAGUGUAGUAUUCAUACUUUAUGUGAAAUGAAAUGUAUUUUAUAAUGUAGCCAUGGCCUACCAAUAGCAUAUUUUCUUUUAGAUUUGGUGAUAUAUAUUUUGCUUCAGUGACUUUAUAUCCUUAUUUGUUGCCCAAAUUAGUUUUUUGUAUACAAAACAUCCAGUAUUACCCUGGUGCCAUCAUUUCUUCUGUUAUCCAUUGUCCUGUGAUUUCUCCUGGAAAGUGAAUUGUUUAUCCGUCCAUUUCACUCUGUGAAGUCAUACAGGUCUAUCUAUAUAGAACUCCUGUGCUCCAAUUUAUUCCCUGUGUGAAACUGGGCAAUGCAUUAAUCUGGGAAUAUGUUUCUUCAUAUGCAAAUCAGAGAUAACACUUACCUCACAACAUUGUUUAGAGCAUUAAAAGAAAUAUAAUAUGAUAUCAUUCACACAGAAUUUCCCUGGGUGUGAAUUGAACAAUGUCAAUUUUUCUCCCAUUUAAUGUGAAAACUAACUAUAUAAAUAAACAAAAAAAAGUAUAAAAGAAGAAAAAAUCAAUAAAAAUUAUCAAAUAUAUACAUAUUAAAAUAUUAUCGAGUCUUAUACAAAUUGAGUUUUUCAAAAAUAAUAAUGAUUGUAACUUUUAUAUUGCAGUUAAUGCAAGAAGCAUUAUGAAGGAGAAUCACACGUCUAGAGCAAAGUGAUGUUAAUAGUGUUUAUGUUUGAGCCAGAUGGAACUCCUCAUAGGAGCACACAGUGCUCACCUCCUCCCAACUUUGCAUUCAAAGAAAUCAUAUUCGUAAGCCAAAAUUGGUCGUAGAGGAAAUAUUCAACACCACUAAAUUAAGCAAACUAAAAAUACAGCAGUUUUUCUCAGUGAACUGGUUGUUAAAUACAUACUAAAUCACCACUAGGUGGUAUAGGCCCUCAUAAAUCGCAAAAUAAAAAUGGGACUGCUUAGUUUCUAUUUUGUUACUUUCUUUAUUUCUGAAGAGAAUGAGCUCAAAUUUUAACAGCAGAGAAAAAAAUAUAGUUAUGAGAGAAUCAGACUUUCAAGUAUGUGGGGCUAUUUUAAGGAAGGACAUAGAUGUUCUAAAUUUAUCCUAGCCAAGAAAAAAAAUGUGCUUGGUUGGCUACAAAUGAAAAUCAAUAAAAUCCUCCCAUAGGAUUAUUGAUCAGUCUAAACCAAGUGUCAAUUUUUUUUUUGUAAAGGGACAUAUUGUAAAAAUCUUGGUCUUUAUUGGCCUGUUUCUGUCUCAACUAACAAACUCUGCUGCAUUAGUGUAAAAGUAACCAUAGGCAAAGAAUGUAAAUGUAAAUGAAUAAAUAUAAUUGUGUUCUAAUAAAUUUUUAUUUGUAUAUCAAAAUUUAAAUUUUAGCAUGUCAUGAUAAGUUAUUCUUUGGGUUUUUUUCAAUGAGUAAAAAAUGUAUAAUCUACAUUUAGUUUGCUUGCUCUACUAAGUGAGGUGGGGGCCAGAUUCAGCUUGAGGAGGGUGGCUAGCUAACUCUUAGUGUAAACAAUAUAUAUUAUUUAGUAUUCCUUUGAAGUGAUCAACUUGGUUAUAAUCAUGGUAAGCUGGCAAGUGAGUUGUAAGAUAAGGACUAUGUUACUUAAGUUCUCCAGAGAAACAGAACCAUAAAUGAGAUAGAUAACUAAGAUAGAUGUAGACAUAGAGGUAGAGAUGGAGAUAGAGAUAGAUGAGAUAAAGAUACAGAUGAUAGAGAUAGAUAUAGAUGACACAGAGAUACAUAUACUGAUACAGAUGAGAUAGAUAGAGAUAGAGACAGAGAUAGCUAGAAGAAGAUAAUUCUUGGGAGGAAUUGGCUCACAAGGAUGUCGAGGCUGAGAAGUUCCACAGUCUCCUGCCUGCACGAUGGAGGCCCAGGAAAGUUAGUGAAAUAGUUCAACCUAAGCCCAAAAGUCUGAGAACCAGGUGUUCCAAUAUCGGAGGACAAUAGAAGAUGGAUGUCCCAGCUCAAGAAGACAGAUUAAAUUCACCCUUCCUCUGCCUUUUUGUUUUAUUUGGGCUCUGAAUAGAUUGAAGGAUGCCCAUAGAUAUUAGUGAGGAUGAUCUUCUUCACCCAGUCUACCUAUUCAAAUACUAAUUUCUCUGGAAACACAGACACACUCAGAAAUAAUGUUUCAUCAGCCAUGUGGGCAACCCUUAGCCCAGUAAAACUGACACAUGAAAUUACUCAUCACAGGGAGGUCUGGGACAAUUCACGUCUUUGUUAAUUUAAAUAGACACAUGAAGAAAUUAUUUUUCCUCUAUCUUUUUUCCUUCUUCUUUCUCUUUCUUUCUUUCUCUCUUUCUCUUUCUUUUUGUUUUUAACUAAAGGACAUUUUGUAAGCACAUGAAACCAGGGAAUUGCAGUAGCCAUAUGGCUACUAUGAGAUGAGAAAAAGGAACGUUUUUGCAUCCUGCAGAUCUGCCCCAACUAUGGUCUUUGUGUUAACUGAGACGACAAAUACGUUACUAUCUAAGCUUCCUUUAGUAACGUCUUCCACUACCUUUAUGUUAAAACAUUUUAAAAGAUAAAAUUAAAAAUAUAAAAUGUUGUCCUUUUAGAGUGGAAUAAAGUUGGCUUCCAUAAGCUCCGAUGUGAAUUUUACACUGAUUCUGGCCAAAUUUUUCAGAUAAUUUUAGAAAAUUGCCUAAAAAUACUCUGUAAAUCUAGUGUUAAUUAUUAGACAUUAUUUUUUUCAAAUGUUAUUAAUAUUAUAGUGUUAGAUGAAGAAAGUAUAAUCACUAGGGAUGAGUUUAAUUUCCUUAAGAAAGACAGAUAUCAGGAUCCUCUAAUAAUACAUUAAAGGCUCACUAAAGUCAGAGGUAUGUAUUUGGUAAUGUACCUCACUAUAUUCUUGUGGACAAGAAGGAGCAAUAUGGAUUAGGUAAUGGAAUAAUUUGGUAAAUUAUUUAAUGGUUAAUAGUUACAUAUUACUAACAAAUAAAAUGGUUUUAACCUGACAAAUUCAUUUUUGUUUAUAUUCUGGUAACAUUUUCAUCAGUGUUUUAGACAUGUUCAUCUGUCAAACACAUGAAAAGUGAAACAACUCUGAGGAUUAGCUAAUAGGUUGAAUGAUAAAAUAAAAACCUAUAUGGAUGUCUGUAUAUUAUAAUUAUGAAACAGCUUUUAGUCAUUAAAACUAAAUAGGAAAGACCCUUAAAUAUUACAUGUUUAACAAUAAACCACACACACAUAAUGACAAUGCUAGGAUGAGAGACAUAUGUUUUAAAAAGCAAGAUUUUACUACAACAAGCAGUGUUUAGCUAGCUAGGCUGUAAACCAAGGGUUGGCAAAGUAUGGCCUGCAAGCCAUAUCCAGCCAAUAGACUGGUUUUGUAAAUAAAGUUUUAUUGCAGCAUGGACACAAUCAUUCAUUUGUGUAUUGUCUAUAAAUGCUUUCUCACUGCAACAGCAGAGUUGAAUAGUUGUACAGAGAUUAUAUGGCCCACAAAACCUAAAAUCUUAGCCUCUUUCCCUUUACAGUAAAGGUUUAUUAAUCCUGCCUAAAAACAAUUUAGCACAGUAAUUUGGCUACAAGGAAAAUAAUGAUUUUCUCUUAUACAUUUAAUGUCUGGACAAGGUUAAUGAGAGCUAUGUUUUUCUCCAGGUAGAGUAUCCUGGACGUGCAGUUUAAAAAAAAAAAAAGCAUCACAUUUUGAGAGUCUGUCAUUUGAAGGCAUGGUCUAGUCUAAUCAUGGUUUAUCUCAAAUGUAAGUUCAGAAAUUGUGGAUGUUACAGCAAGACAUAAUUUGACUCUAAAUCAGCAAGUACUUUCAAAUAUUCAGAACUAUCUGGAAGUGAAAACAGCUUCCUCUGUAGACAGACAGCAAGUUUCUUAUCCCAGAGCCUUGUAGAUAGACCAUCUGUGCAGGUUAUAAUCAGGAGAUUCACAAAUGUGAUAAUGAUGACAUAGUCACAUUGACAAUGAGGCUUUUAGUCAUACAGAUUAAAUAUAUACUCUAUUGUGCAAACCUCCUAGUAAUUGAGAAUAAACUUAAUCUUGGGCUACAAGUAGAUACAAAGUAUUCUCAGUUAGAUUUUACAUGUAUACAUUUUGAAACUAUUAAUUUUUAAAAAAUAAAGCAACGACUUUAAAAAAAAAUUUUAUUUAUUUAUUAUUUAUUUAUUUAUUUAUUUUUAUGGAGUCUCACUCUGUCGCCCAAGUUGGAGUGCAGUGGCGUGAUCUUGGCUCACUGCAACCUCUGCCUCCCAGGUUCAAGUGAUUCUCCUGCCUCAGCCUCCCGGGUAGCUGGGACCACAGGCAUGUGCCACCAUGCCCGGCUGAUUUUUGUAUUUUUAGUAGAGACAGGGUUUCACCAUGUUGGCCAGGCAGGUCUUGAACUCCUGACCUCAGGUGAUCUGCAUGCCUCAGCCUCCCAAAGAGCUGGGAUUACAGGCGUGAGCCACUGCACCCAGCCAAUUUUCCCAUUUUUGACACACUAAUUCUAAAGUAAACUUUCCCCUUCAUUACUUGAAGAUUUAUUUCAGGUGUUUUUCAGUUCCUCCUAAUUUCAGCUCCUCAGUUCAAAUUUGGCUCACAUUAAUGAUGGUUAUCUGUUCUUGACACAUAGAAAAUACAAAUAUAGGACUUUUACUGAAUUCUAUUUUUUAAAAAGUUCUAAGGAAAAAGCUAUUACAUCCACAUAUAUGUGUAAAAUGUAACAUGGACCUAAGAACUACUGUGAAUAAAUAGCUUGACUUUUAAUACAAGAGAGUAUAUUGAAUUUAAAGCUAAGAAUCUGGGAAUUCUGGAGUACCGUCUGCUAGAAACAUUAUUAUGUCAAAAAUAACAAAAAGGGUUAUUUGACAUGAUUUGCUGAUCAGUAAGCCCACCGAGGGAAGCCCUCCCAGGUUUAUGUGAGAAGUAGUCAGUUUUUUACUGGUGCAGAAGAAAUGCUUUUUAUUGCUCCAAGGAUGGCACUGAGCCCCACAAAGCAACCACUGGGGAAUAUCAGGUUAAUAGCAUGAAUCUGUGGUUAUAAAACAAGCACACUGUUUUAAAAACAUAUUUAAAGUAAUUCAUGAGUUGGAUGUUUCCUGAUAGGUAUACUUUUCAGUUUAGGCAUUUAAAAAAAAGUCUGCAGUGUACCUUUAUUUUCACUUUUACUUUGGUGUUUUGAUGUCUAUAGAAAUGAGCAGUUUCUCUACUUCUUUCCCAGAAAUUAAUCUCCAAUGCUGACGUGAGCACAAAGACCUUAUGUACUGCGCUGGGAAAUAUGUUGUGUUUUAAGAAUAAAAAUUUUCAUUAGAGUUAGUCCAUGCAUCACAGAUAUUAUCCUUCCUGACAAGAGGAACACUAAAGCACAGACACUGUGUUGGGCUGUAGUUCUCAAUGGAAAAAUUAAGCUUUUCAAAAUGUUAGUCACUGCCAUGCUAGAUGUUUCUUUAAGUCAUUUUUACUACCUGUUUUGAUAGAUUCUAAGAAUCAGUCUUACAUUGUAUUUUUCUAUGGCUUACUGUUAAAAUCUUAUUCAUAAAAAUAACUAUCAUGCAUGGAAAUAGUAUAUACCAAAAUCAUAAACCAGAAAGUAAUUUAUAUUUAACCCUCAUAACAGUACUUCAAAGUAGAAAUUAUCUCAUAUUGUAGAGGAAACACAGGCUCAGAUAGGAUAUAAAUUGCCCAUAUCACAAAAUUAGUAAGUGAUGGAGCUAGAAUACAAACAAGAUCUGCCUAUUUACACAAAUCAAUAAUUUUUCCUCUAUAACAUGUUGUCAUUACAUGCCUUUGGUUUUCAAGUGAAAUGCACUCAACUUCACAUUUUAAAAUAUGCCACAAAUGUACCCAUAAAGUAAGUGAACAUGACUAUUGAGUGGGACCACAAUUAAAAAGUUUGCCUUGGGACCUUUGAAACAAAGACGGUAUACUGACCCUUGGGGAACUGAGUUACAUGCCCAAGUCCAGCCAAGAGAUGGAACUUGUGGGACCUCAGGUCUCCUGCUCCAGUCUAAGUCCAGCUCUUUCCUUCCAUAGGAAAGGAAGAAGAAGGAAACCAUGGCUCCUUUGGCACUUUAGAAAGAAAUCCGAGCAAUCCAGGGGCCAAAGCUCACACAGGCAAUGAGUUCUCUUCACCAUUGUCUGGACCACUGUACCCAGGGCUCAUGGAUAAUCCUCAAGCCCUGUGGGCUGUCAAGUAGGACGUGCUUAACUGCUAAGACUUGUGCUAACAGGAGCUCUGGGACCUCAGGGAGAAUGGGCUCGCGUUCAUCUUGCACCUGCCUUUGUUUUAGCACUGAUCUAACUCUCACAUUUUUUACCCACCCGUCUCCCUAGUAGCCUGAAAGUCAUUCAGAGCCAGGGGUUGUGAUGGUCCCCUCUGUGUCCACUGUCCCCAGCGCAGGGUCCAGCACACCACAGUGGGUAGCAAAUGCUAUUUAAAUGAGAUGGGAUGAAAUUCCCUUCCUUCACUUUCUUCACCUCAAGGUAAGGACCAUGUUCCUGUUUCCGUCAUUCCCUGUCCUUCUCCUGUCUGUGGUUACAGCUUCCUGCUCCAAAACAAAAGCCUAUGCGGAUACCCAGAAGACCUGCUCCAUGAUUACCUGUGGCAUCCCCGUCACCAAUGGCACCCCAGGCAGAGAUAGGCGAGAUAGACCCAAGGGGGAAAAGGGAGAGCCAGGUCAAGGGCUCAGAGGUUUGCAGGGCCCUCCUGGGAAGAUGGGGCCCCCAGGAAAUACAGGGGCUUCUGGAAUUCCAGGACCUAGGGGCCAAAAAAGAGAUCAUGGGGACAAUUCAGUUGCUGAGGCUAAGCUGGCCAACUUAGAGAGAGAGCUACAGAGCCUGAGAUCAGAACUGGACCACACGAAGAAGCUGCAAGCCUUCUCCUUGGGGAAAAUGUCUGGGAAGAAGCUUUUCGUGACCAAUGGUGAGUGGAUGCCUUUCUCCAAAGUGAAGGCUGUGUGUGCUGGGCUCCAGGCCACAGUGGCUGCCCCCAAGAAUGCCGAGGAAAAUAAGGCCAUCCAGGAUGUGGCCAAAGACACUGCCUUCCUGGGCAUCACAGAUGAGGCAACUGAAGGCCAGUUCAUGUACUUGACGGGCGGGAGGCUGACCUACAGCAACUGGAAGAAGGAUGAGCCAAAUGACCACGGCUCAGGGGAGGACUGCGUUAUUCUCCUGAACAACGGGCUCUGGAAUGACAUCUCCUGCGCCUCCUCCUUCAUUGCCGUCUGUGAGUUUCCUGCCUGAAGAGGCACGUUCCUCAGCCCCCUCCUUGGCUCCCUGCUGAACUCUCUGCUGGAUCAGGGAGAGAAUUCAGUGUUGGAAGAGAAUUCAAUGUUGGUUUUCUUCUGCCCUGUGUUGAGUCCUUCCUUCAUGUGGAUGGGAGGAAAAUGAAGGGGAUAUAUUUGAUUGUGGGGUGAGAACAGAAGAAGAGGCUGGCUGUCAGGCACAAGGGUUCUGGUUCAGAAAUGGCAAAGGACACCACCAUCCCACUAGGAGCACAGCGCUGGGUCGGAGUCUACACUGGAAAGGGCCACGUCUGACCCUCUCAUUUCAUGGUGAAGACACUGAAGCCCACCAGAAGGAACCAGUGGGGCCACACCUGGGUCAGAGUAGGCUGUAGAUCCCAGCCACUGAGAGAUCUUAUUCCUUUUCUCCAUGAGUUGCCACUACUGAAUGCCUAAACUCCUUCCAUGGUGAGCCCAGACCUCUCUAGGACACAGGUAUUGUUUCUAGUUGUUCAUGAGCUGCGCCAGACAACCUCUCACUACCUGACUGUAACACUUGGCAAUAUCCUACGUGGGCAACAGUUGUUAGUCCUAGGAAUCCUCUCAUCCUGCCCAUGUAGCUGUGGCCACCCUUUAGUCACUAGGGUGACCUUAAGGCCAAAGAACAGCUUUUCCUCCUGCAUCAUUUUAGGAUGCUGACUCGAUAUUGAGGUGUGUCAGCUGCGUGUGAGGAGGCAAAUUGUCAUGCAGGGUGUACCCUUCUCCGCAGGCCUCGUGAGUCUCGUGAGUCUCAGCCCCAACCCCUACUCCAGUCCCCCACCUGCCCAGCAGCCCCUCCUUUCCCUGUAACACCCUCUUCCCAUUAUAGUUCAGUGGGCCCAUUAUCAGUACAGACAAGCGGAAAAUUACCCCAAAGGUGAGCUUCAUACCCUAUGGGUUAAAUUAUGCGGGCCCAGCUGGCCAACAAAUGCCAUCCACUUUCGGAGCAGGCUUCUGAUGCCAUUGGGACCCACAGUUCUGCUCAUGACCAUGGCUGUUUUUCAGCUAUCUCAGGGUGGGUGGCUCUGAGAUGACAUAGAGCCCGUGCAGCAAACUAAGGGAAGGGAAUGGAUUCCAGCACCUGCCGUAUGCCAUUCACACAAUGAGAUGGGAAAAUAUUUCAUAAAAAGGCUAAGGGCCACUUUAACUCUGUGAAAAGCUUUAGUUAAUCUUGGUUUUCUAUUUUACUUCUCUUUGUAUCUGAACUACCAGGAAAAUCACCACAUGGUUGGAAAGUGCUUGAUGAAUAUUUGUCAAAUGGAUGCAUCAAAAAAUUACACAGGGACGCAUGGGUGGGAUCCCAGGGAGUGAAUACCAAGCAUGCUUUCUCUCAGUUGUCCUUCUUCUGUAGGACUAUCCGGGCAGGGCUGGGACGUGCCAAGGGCAUUGGGACCAUCAGGGUGAGGGUGGCAGGACCUGUGUCCUUGGCCUCUGGCCUACAUAGACAGCCAUAUCACUGAAUUUUCAAUUCCAAAAACCCCUUCUAAAGGUGCCAAAAUUGGGGUCAAUGAGAGGAGUAUUUUCGUGAUGCACAGCAAAAUAAUUAACUGCUUCCAAUACAAUCCACACUGCUUACCGAGGGAACAGGACACUGGUUAAGCUUUAGAAGCACAUAUGAAGCCAUAGUGUAUGGCAAAUAGAGAAAGGAAGGACCAGAAACUUUUUAGAGGGAGAAAAGACACACAUAUACGGUGACCCAGAACAAAAGAAUGACCAGAACCAAGCAUGAAUGUUACACCAAGCAUGAAUGUUACACCAAGCGUGAAUGUUACACCUGAAUGUUCUCACAGCCUAGAUGAAAAUGAGAAAACUGGCCGGUGAUGGUUACAUCGUCCUUCCUAUGUUAUGCUAAGGAGGGUUGUCGUGGUCAGUGCUGAGAUGAAUGCCUCCUUUUCCACACUGUGCAUAAAGGACAAUAUCUUCAGCCAUGAAACUGUAGAACAUGCAGUUAUGUACUUUACAUAGGGGUGAAGUACAUAACUGGUUGUUAUGGUUUUCCAGCAUGCAAUGAUUGCCCCUCAGUCAGGGAAAUGCAAAAAAUCUUGCAGGGCAAGCUCCAAUUCUUCCAUCCCCCUUUCAGACUGCUUCUCUUAGUUCCUUCUAUGGGACUCUUUUCCUCCUAUCUCUCUCAAUGACUACAGCCUCAUGUUCCUGCUCUAAGAGCUUUUUAUGCCACCAAUGCCCUGUACUCCUUCUCCCCAGUUCAUAAGCCUCCUUCCCUGCCCCCUGGCACUUUGAGGUUCCUUGCUAAUUCUCUCUUCUCUCGGCUCACCUGGCAGGGCAUGAAGGCUCCUAUUUCUAUUUGAUGGUAAGGAAGAUUGCCAUGGUCAGUGCUUCUGGAUGGGUCGGGCUUUGUUCUCUCCCUGAUCCAGCACCUAACCAUCUCUUUUGAGCUCCUCUCUCUAAAUGUAUCUGCUGCCACACUGUUCUUCCUUUAGUCUGGAAUUGAGACAGAUUGCCUCUCUGUAUUCAUUUCUCAGUUCUUAUCUGCAAGCAAUGAGAGCCUGGUGUGUGUUAGCUGGGGAGAAGGUGGAGUUAAUCUGAAGAUAUAGGAUUCUCUUUCUGCAAGAAAGAUGCCAAGAAAAACAGCUUUUAAAAAAGAUACAGGAUUCUCAUGAAAGUCCAAAGAUUGAAACUUCAGUUCAUCCAGGCCUUCCAGGACCUGGGACAAGAGGAAAAUUUUGGAUUUAAGAUGACCCUCCAAACAGUCUCCCUCCCUCCUACCCAUCCUUCCUUCCUCCUUCCCUUUCUUCCUUCCUCCCUCCCUCCUUCCUUUCCUUCCUUUCUUCCUUUCUCCCUCCCUUCCUCCCUUCCUUUCUUACUCCCUUCCUCCCUUCCCGACUUCUCUCCUUCCCUUCUCUCUCCCUCUUUCUCUGUCUGAACGGCUGAGGACAGGCAGCUUCCUUUAUUAAGGAACAGACAAUGAUUGACAUCUCUUGCACAGGGAACCCAGUGAAGCCACACACUCCACGGACAGGCCUGAGGGGCCCCAGGCAGCUCAUUCCCCUGAGACUGCAGGAGUGGGGAUGACUGUGAGCAACCUCUUGAGCCCUGCUGUUUGUUCAAAUGGAGGAGAUGUCUCUGCCAUUCAUUUCUCACGUUGGCUUUUGGACCGCAGAGCUGAAAGACAUCUCCUAGCUGCAGUCUUCCUUUGCUGCCUCUUGCAUGGAGUAAGAACCUGAAGGCCAUGCUCAGAGCAUUCCUGGAAGGGAAGCUAGUGUUCAGAACUCUGUGCAGCCUGGGCUCUGGCUCUGGGCCAUGCCCAGGGGAGAAGGUGGCCUCGGUCUCUGUGCACUAUGUUAGGGCUGAAGGAGAGAUGGCUUGGUGGGUGGGAAGUUCAGAUUUUGGGAGCAGGAGACAGGGGUUUCAGGUUAGCUCCCUGACUAAUGUACUCAGUGGCAUGUCGGUUUCCUGGGCCUCCAUUUCCCUAUCUAUAAAUAGGUCACUAAAGACAUCUUUCUUCUAAAACUUAAUGAAUCAAUUGUCACACACAAGUCCAGAGUGUAGGAGCCAAUUCAGGAGCAAAGUGGCAGGAUCUGAGUUUUUGUGUGUGUGUUAUUUUGUAGAGAUAAGGUUUCACCAUGUUGUCCAGGCUGGUCUCGAACUCCCGAGCCCGGGAGAUCCCCCCACCUAGGCCUCCCAAAGUGGCGAGAUUACAGGUAUGAGCUACUGUGCCUGGCCCUGUUUUCAGUUUUUGUUUCCUGGCAAUUCUGUCCAAAGUAAUUGUGGGCUAAAUAUUUAUCAGCUGCUUCUGAAUUCUACAGAAGACAGUCUGGGUAAAUUAGAAUGACAAAUAUACCUUGGCCUCAAGGUGGGAACUUCGGAUUUAAAUUAUGUCUGCAGAAGUAGAGACACAGCAAGUAUAAUCACAAUUUGCCUCCUGUGUCUGAAUGAAAACAGCUACCAAAGCCUGUGACACUCGAGGCUCAGGCUCCUGCCUGGGUCUGAAUCCUGGAAUUGUAGGGCCUUGUGCCUGCAGGACACUGUUUCCUCGGAGUCCUACAGCUCUGCUGCUUCACUUUAUCCAUGUCCAAGCCAGAAGAUGGGGAAUGGGGUACCAGCUGAGGGCCCAGUGUUCAUAUCUUUCAAAUCUUCUUCCUGCUGGUGCCAGCCAGCCUCCCUUCUCUGUGGCUGUCAGAGGGGGACCAGUGCCAGGGGUCACAGUCAGUCCCUGGACUUGCCCUCUGUGUCACAGCAGAGCCUCUGACCUGGAAGGCUGUUUGCUUGUCAUUAUGUAACUGGUCUGUGCUUUUGAGCCUGCCAAAGCUCAGGGUUUUUCCAUUCUGAAAAGGGAUUGGAUGCUAUCAGUGGGCCUGGGCUGGAGAUGCUGGGAAGUAGAUUUUAUAAAACGAUGUUGUCCUGGUAACCCUGAGUGGCUGAUGGGCUGCUGGGAAGAGGGGAGGAGAUCAGGGCAGUGGGCCAUCUGGGAAAGGGUGCUUACAACCCUGGUGGCCACUGUGUGAGGAGUAGACAGUGUCCCCAACUAUGAACCUGUGGUUUGUCCAGCAAACACAGGUGUAUGUUUCAAAAAAGCUGGGGGCAAGCAGCCAUUCAUUAACCAAGCAAAUGCCUUGGGUGAGGCUAGCCAUUGCCAACCCACAGCCCAGCCUGCCCUGCCCUGGCUUAUGCUUGUGCCACCUUGUACCUCUCUUCUGAGUAGUGACCAGCAGAAUUGACUGGAAUGCUUGACAAAAUCAUAGGCUCUUGGCCUCAUUCUGGACCCAGUGAGUGAAAACCUCAGAAAUCUGUCAUCUUCACGGGUUCCUCAGGUGAACCGGAUGUUUGGCCAGUUUUGAAACCACUGCCCCAAGAAAUACAGACACCACAGUGGCUUUCUGCCUGCCUCUCACCAUACAGGGCAGCCCUGGAGCCUGGAAGCCAGCAUUUUCCCAUUCCUUACAGGCCCCUCAUGAGGUGAAGGGAGUGCUGCUUAACUGUAUAGUGUCAGACCCCAAAUAAUCUCCCUCAACGGACCAGCGCCCCGCUAGUGAAAACCAACUGCAGACCUAAACCUUCCCUAUUUCCAGGGUUUCACUGCUUCCUGUGACUUUAGGGAGGAGGUCUGCGGUUGAGACAGCUCUGAGGAGCUUCAGAGCACGUGAGGCACUGGAUGCGUGAGACCUUGAGGGGGAAAUUGUGUGCACAUGGGCUUGGGGCUGUUUGUGUGUAUUGUUGUACAUGUGUGAGUGUGUGUUGAGUGCUUGUAUGGAAACCAACAAUCCAGUAUGGAAACCAGAACCCAGUGCUUGAUGUUCUCAGCAUCCUGCCACUGGGGGGCUCAGCCCCUACCUCCCCAGCCUGUCUCCAGGUUUACCUCUGCAUACUCCCCACUGAAGAACAUUGGCUUGGGCUGACCCCGGAGACUCUGGGUGAGGAGUUGAGGUGCUUGGUCAUGGACAAAAGGUCCUCCGUAAGGGGUCCUUAGCUGUGUUCUAGGACACCGGGGGGUCCACAGAGAUUGAGCACUAAUAUGAUCCUCUUUCCCUGCCAGGUCUUGGAUUGUAUGUCACCAUUUCCCCCACCACCCGAGUCCCUACCUGACCACUGAAGCUAAGGUUGCUCCAACCCCAGUCACCAUUACAACACUCCAUUUUAUUUUCUUCUAAGAAUUAUGGUUAUCUGAUAUCAUCUUGGCUAUCUGCUUAAGUUAUGUCAGUGUUGCAAAGUCAUUAAGAAUAAGGAAUCUAGCUGGGGUCAGUGGCUCACGCCUGUAACCCCAGCACUUUGGGAGGCCGAAGCGGGCAGAUCAUCUGAGCUCAGGAGUUCGAGACCAGCCUGGGCAACACAGCCAAACCCCACCUCUAAAAAUACAAAAAAUUAGGCGGGCAUGGUGGCGCAUGACUGUAAUCCCACCUACUCAGGAGGCUGAGGCAGGAGGAUUAUUUGAGCCCAGGAAGCGGAGGUUGCAGUGAGCAGAGAUCGUGCCACUGUGCCCCAGUCAGGGCAAUGGAGUGAGACUCUGUCUCAAAAAAAUAAAAUAAAAUAAAAUAAAAAUAAAAAUAAAAAGAGUAAGGAUUCUGGAGUCAGACUGCCUGGAUUCAAAUCCUGGUUCUACCAGUUUGCACCUGUGUGACCUGGGCAAGUCACAUAAUACACUCUCUGUGUGUUAGUUCCCUUCUUGGUAAAAUUGGGAUCAUGACAGUGUCCACCUCAGAGGGUUGUUGAAGGAAUAGAUGAACUGAUAUAAGCAAGGCAAUUAGGACAGCACUGGCCUGCAAUAAAUGCCAUGCAAACAUUAGUCCCUGCUGUUGUUAUUAGUACAAGACCAUAUCACUCACUUCUGCAGUCCCACUGCCUUGAAAAGGGCUGGGAACCACAUACACACUCAAUCAAUAACUGUUGAAUGAAUAAGUAAAUGAAUAAUAAAUGAAUGAAUCUGAGUCCUCCACCAAGAUGUGUGACCCAAUUCCCUUCUCUGGAGCUUAACUCAGCUCUAAGCUGGAUCCAAGAGAGAAACAGCAAAACUCAUUUUGGAAUAUGGUUACGGACACAGCCUCCUUUCUCUGAUAAUUGAGCAUCCCUGGCCCCGGCAGCAGUGGCCAUGUGCAGCUGGUGCUGUGGCCUCGUGCUGCCCCCUGCUGGUUGCCUCCAAGACAAGGCCAGCAAACCCAGAGAGACUCAAGCCCAGCCAGGUGAGUGGUGGGAUCACAUGAGCACCUUGUCUGCAACUUCAGAUGCUCCCGCUUUCCUCCUCUCGACGAUUGUCCUGGUUGCUUUGCUCACUGGGGUUGUGCCCCCACCCUGCAGGGCCAGGGCCAGACGCACGCUCCUACUGCGUGACCGCAGGUCUUCAGCAUGCUGGAUCCCGACAGCCCUCAGUGCACAGCAAGCCCCGGGGACUGGCGGGAUGCUCUGCUCCUUGUCUGUACAUCUGUCUGUCUCCUUUCCAAGCCUAGAAUGUGAUCUCUUUAGGGCAGGACCCACAGGCCACCCCCACACUCUCCUUGCCUGCCCCUCCACAGGUCUCUGUGUCCGAGGCAAUUUCAGAAUCCCCUCAAGACAGGACUUUGCUGCUGCUCUUGCCCGAGCCCUGUCGGGGCUGGAUUUGUGGGCUCCUCUCUGGGUUCCCUUUGCGGACUUUUUGGGUAUCUCUCUCAAAUGCAGUCACUUUUUUCUUUCCUCAGCAUCAGCAGGGAAAGAAUCUGGACUUUUCUCUGAAUCAGGUUCUUUUGGAGAACACUACUAAGUAUAUGCUUGUGAUUUUCGUGUGAUGACCUUGCGUCAUUUCAAAAGGACAAAGGGGUUCAGGCUGGGAACCUGUAACUCAGGACAGUUUAGGGACUCUGCCUGGGACCCAUCAGGCCACCAGCAGAGGGUCCGGUGCACAGAUGGAUGGUGGGGAUCUCCUAGGGGAUCUCAAAUGGAAAUGACAUUGUUGUUCCGCCAGCUUCAACACUGUCCUUGUUUCUUGUUCUUGGGCUUCCUGGGAAGCCAGCUGGUGGAAGCACAGGAUUCUUGCAGAAGUCCCAGAAGGUGCCUUCACUGGGUGCAUGAUGAAGCUGGGGGCAACCCCCUUGUUGGGUACCCUGUGGACCUGCAGGGCAGUGCCCUCUUAAGCCAAGGAUGACAAACAUUAGCACGCAUACUUACCCUCUCCUCCCCCAUAUCUGUGCCAGAUGCAACUAAUCAACGAUCUCCUACACAGCCUGGAAAAGAUCCUGAAAGCUAUUUAACCCCACAGUCAUUACCAAGGGAUGUGAGAUGGUGUGGGGAAAAAGACUCAUUGUCCAGCCCUACAGCCCUGCCCAGAGCUCCUGAUGUGUCCAGCUUCCUAUCCCCAUGAGACUCUAUGACCUUGACAAUUACAGAAGUACCACCAGAAGCCAUAUGCCGAGUUGCAUGUGGGACCCUUUUCCCCAGUGAGAGCAUCCUCUGGAGACCUCACCUUGCCCAGCAGUGCUGACCCUUUCCUGUGCUGUCUGCAAGCAGUUCCUGGGUGGUCAUCUCUCCUACACUGAUGGGAUCUGGUUCCCAAGCACCCCAAGGGCAGGAAUCAGAAAAGGUCAUGAACAUUUUGGAUUCACUAUGUGAAAAGGGUCUGGGGAGUCCAGAGGUAGAAGCUCCCAACCAUGGCUGAGAUGGAGGGGAAGGUGAUGAGACAUGGUUUAACAUCACACUCACUGUUAUAUGGUCGUGCUUGCCUAAUGCACCAAGAUUAUGAGCUAAAUUCCACAUCAGAUAAAAAGCAGUGCCGCUUUCCUCCUCAGCCAGGGAGCUAUAAACCACCUGGAGCUUCAGGGCAGGGAGUGUAGAAUCUGACCCCAGGCCACAGAGCAAAAGCAAGGGAAGGAUGGGGAGGGAUGCCAAAUUCCCUGAGUUCUUGCUGCUUUCAGUUCUGAUCAAUGCCUAAAAGGAAGUGAAUAUGUUAUCUCAAAAUUAUUUUUAUCUUUUUCGUAUCUCUGCUCCUUUCUUAUGGCUACUACAUAUGUUGGCUUUUUUUUCUUAUACAGAUUUAUCAACAUGUAUUUGUCUAAUUCAACUCUUAAAAAGUCUAGUUUCUGAGAUAAUUUGUCAUAUCUAUUAUUGCUUUUUGUCGUUGUCAACACAGGGUCUUGCUCUGUCUUCCAUGCUGAAGUGCGGUGUCACAAUCAUGGCUCACUGCAGCCUCGACUUCCUGGGCUCAAGUGAUCCUCCUGCCUCAGCCUCACAAGUAUCUGGGACUUCAGGUGCACGCCACCACACCUGGUUAAUAUUUAUUUAUUUAUUAUAGAGACAGGAUCUCCGUAUGUUGUCCAGGCUGGUCUUUAACUCCUGACCUCAAGUGAUCCUCCCCAAUCAGCCUCCCAAAGUGCUGGGAUUACAGGUAUGAGCCACCAUGCCCAACUUAUUUCUAUUAUUGUUAUUUGUUUUAUAUUUCAUUAAUUUCACUUUUAUAUUUAUUUGUUUUGUCCUUUUUUUGUUGUUUUAAAAAUUUGUUUUAAAAAGAUGAACACUUAGUUCAACUAUUUUCAGUCCAUGUUUUUUAUUUUUAAAUUUUUAAUAAUGAAAGCAAAGUUACUUAUUUCCUCUGAGUAUAGCUGUAACUCUAUCUCAUAGAUUUUGGGAUACAUAUUACUGUUUCAUUAAGGUUUAAAAAUUACUACUAAGAUUAUGCAUUUUUCACGUAUCAGUACUAUUGGCCAUUAGUAUUUCUUCCUUUAUGAAUUUCCUCUUCUCAUUCUUAUGCCAUUUUCCUAUUUAGAUAUUCAUUAUUUUUUUAUUGAUUUAUCUGUUGUGUACAUUGCAAAUACAUAACCACUUUUCUUUUACAUUGUGUUUUACUUUUCAGUAGAAAAGUUUUACGUAUUUCUUAUGUAGUCAGAUAUAUCAAUAUUAUCACUUUGGGUUCCCUUGUCUGAUAACAUUCUUAGAUAGCUCUUUUUCCUUCCAAGACCACAUAAAUUGUUACUUAUAUUUUCUUCUAAUUUUAAUUUGUAUAUGUAAUAAAAUAAUCUGAUUUUACACUUCCUCUAAAUGUUUAUUUAACCCAGAAUGAUUCAUUGGUAAGUCAUUGUUUUCCUGUGAUUUUGGCAUUCUCUCUUUAUCAUGCAUAUAGAACACAUACGUGUAUAUAUACAUACUUGAGCCCAUUUUUAGCCUUUCUGUUCUUUUUCAUUGUUCUGUCUAUUUCUGUGUCAUUAAUAUACAACUUCAAUUAUGCUAGUUUUAUAAAACCCUCUAACAUAGAUGGGUCAAGUUCAUUCUAAUUAUCCUAUUUUAAGCAAUUUUCCUAACCCUUGAGAGUCAUUCUUUCAUAAGAGCUUUAGAAUCACUUCAUGAAGUCCUCACACCUUCCUCCACUCCCUCUUUUCUUUCCUGUGAACAUUGUAUAGGGGUACAGUAAGUGUCUAGGUUCUCUGUGGGAUCCCCAUCCCUCUCAUCCUCUCUCUGUUCUCUCAGGCCGUCUCUCUAGCUGGGGGCCAAGCAUCCCCUUCCUGCCCUGAUCCUUCCCUCUGGUCACAGAAUGCGUUUGCUUGGCCUGAAGUUGCCAUCAGAACUUUCAGCCCUGGCCUGGCCCCAGGCACUUAUGCUUCAAAUGAAGUAUUAAGGGAAUUAAAAAAUAAAUAUGUACAAGGGCUGGCAAUGAGGCCACUCUGCAAUUUCCUCAGAUCAAAGGGCCUAGAGACAUCUUAAAAACACUUUAUUCAACCCUACAAACAGGACUUACAUAAGGACCAUUCUGCUCAGGCAGGGUGCUGCUAAGUCCCUCUCUGUGGCUCAAAGGUGUUUCAGCCAGGUAGUCUGAGAUUGCCUACAGACUCUUAAGUAAAUAGAGGGCAAACAUGUUAAUAUUCAAAUGUAUCCAGGAAGGAUGGGUGCUGCAGUAACAACCCCCAAAUAUCACUCAGAGUACAAGUCCAUUGCCUAGAUCCAGGCAGUUGCUUUCCAUGCAUUUGCUCAAGGGCAGUUGCUUUCCAUGCAUCUGCUCAGGUUCCAGAAUGUUUGAUUGUACAACAACUUUAUUAUUAUUAUUAUUAUUAUUAUUAUUAUUGAGACAGGGUCUCACUCUGUCGCCUAGGCUGGAGUGCAGUGGCGCAAUCUCUGCCCACUGCAACCUCCACCUCACGGGUUCAAGUGAUUCUCCCUUCUCAGCUUCCCAAGUAGCUGGGAUUACAGGCACGUGCCAGCACUCCCAACUAAUUUUUGUAUUUUUAGGAGAGACAGGGUUUUGCCCAUAUUGGUCAGGCUGGUCUUGAACUCCUGACCUCAAAGUGAUCCACCCGCCUCGGCCUCCCAAAGUGCUGGGAUUAUAGAUGUGAGCCACCGCACCUGGCCUUGUACAAGAACUUUAUAUCUACCAAUCUGUCUACAAUCACAGAAGACAUGGCAGCAGACGAGAGGGCAUUUUAGAAAUGUAUACCCACUCUUUUCUGCUUCUCCCCAGGAGUGACCCACAUCACAGGUUCAUGCCUGCCUUCAAAAGUCCUCUCAGUGAAAGAUUGGCGAGAAACAGUAAAACCUACCAUAAGAUGCCAGGCCUGCUGUUAGCCAUAGAGAGGCCUAAUAGUCACAGGCAAUUAGAGUGGACAGUAAUGAAGACUGCUUUGAUCUCUGAGUGGCUUGGUAAUUGCACAAAGAGAGGUCUCUUCUCUAUUCUCAUGGUUAAAACUCUUAUCAUCCAUCCAUUCAUUCUAAAUCCACUUGUUGAGCACCGCUAUUGUCCAUUGCCAGAACAAUCCUGCAGCUUACUCAUCUUGUUAUGUUAGAGAAGUGCAGGAUCACGAGGGCAUGACUAGCCAUGUCAAUCUUUGUAUCCAAUGCCUGGAUAAAUAUUUGACAUACAGAUUAAGACUGCAUUUCUCUAAUAGAUAACUAGUUUCUUUGCUCUAGGUAGGUAACUUGAAAAUGUCAAGCACAUCAUUAAACUUGAAUUUUAAGGUGAACAUCUGGAAAGGAAGAGUGGUUGAGAAUGCCCUGAACUUAUGCCACUCAAGUUUCAGUGAUGUGUAUCGAGGGGAUUCAGAACAUAGACAGGAUCCUAGAAAAGCAAAUGUCAGAGGACUCCACAUCAGCUGCUCAUUAUGGAAUGUGGACUGGGUUGGUGACAGAAGGUUGAAAACCAGGAUGAGACUUGAGAGUAUACUUUUUAACUGAACAGGGGUUUCUCUAUGAAACUGCUGUGAAAGUCCCCACUUCAGACAUGGAUGGGUCCCAGCCUGCUCUCAUGGUGUCCAUGGUGAGAGUCACAACAUCACCUGAGAGUGCAAAUCACUUGACACACAGGCUACUAAACAAGGGACCCUGACUGCUACAGUUAAGGUGGGGCAGACACUGAGAUCUGUGUUGACCUUGGCCCAUGUGUGUUAGUGCAGGGGAGACCUCUGUGCUCAGGAACUGGUUAGGACCUGAAUUUCUGAAAUAACUGCUUCAGUCCCCUAUUCCAAUCAGCCUGUGCCUACAGAUCUCAAAUGGCCCUCCCUGCUUGUUCUCUGUGCUGGAGAGCAAACCAGACCCCUGUGGCCCAUGGCACUGAUGGAUCUGAAGCUUCUUCUUGGGGUUUGAAGUAUCCACAUUCCAGGCCUUCAACAUCAUAGGAGAUUUUUUUCUCUCCACACACUUCAACUACGCUGACUUUUCCCUUAGCAAGAAGUAGGUUUGGCUUAAGUAUUGGGGUAGGUAGUGGUCACUUUCAGGGGGUCUUCCCAGACCAUCAUGAUCUUGCAUCUAUCCCAGUGGCCAUAUUGUACCACGCGGACCCACUCCCCAAGUUUAGUUGAUUGGACCAGAGGUGGGCAUCUGAGACAGAAAGACUCAUUUCCACAGGAGUUUCCAAUUGAUCCCAUUGGAGAGUUUCUGAUUUCUGUGCAGCCGUCUUUAGGACACAUGAUUCUUAAUGCUUGGGUAGUCAAGAGACCAGGAAGCAGAGGAAGCUGGUGUGCAAAAAAGGGAAAGAUGCAAAGAUGCACAGGGAGAAGCAGAAGCCAGGGAGAGAGCUUGCCAUUACCUGAGUCCCCCUAGUCCUUUUUAAGCCCAUUUGGAACCCUUUAUUCAGAGAAAAAAACACUUCUCUUGGUUUAUGCUACAUCCAAGUGUUUUCUCUUACUUGUAAUAAAAAAGCCAUUCUGAGCUCCCUCAA